This is a messenger RNA of Punica granatum (pomegranate), 1698 nucleotides long. NCBI's taxonomy places the organism in Eukaryota, Viridiplantae, Streptophyta, Magnoliopsida, Myrtales, Lythraceae. The record is from RefSeq and is a predicted model, not a curated record.
ACAUGCCAUGUGAGAAAACAUUAAAAUUGUGCAUGUCCAUGACUAACUGUGCAUCAUUUAAAUCUACAACUCAUAGGAUUUAUAGACAAUGUAAACAGCAUAGGGUCCAAUAUCCGAUCUACUAUAAUUUCCAGCGUAAAACUUUUACAUUCUGAGUAAUCAUGGCAACGCAAAGCUAACAUUCCAUUUAGAUUCACGGUUAAAGUUACAAAACUUUAACUUUGAUUUUGAUUGAGAAAAAUGACAAAAAUAAAUAUUAUCGUUGUGGGGCCCACCAUCCCUUAUCUUCUCGUGACUUUCAGUCUCCCAGGCAGAAACAUAAUAGGCCCCCCUCCCAACCUUCUUCUUCCACCCCCCUCUUCUUCCUCCUCUACUCGACAUCGUUCAAGACUUUCAUUGCAAAUCUGUUGGUUCUACCCCACAUUGCUUGUCCUCUGUGAACGCGUGAAGCCGCUACCCCUACCUCUGAAGCAUUCGGUUGCCAGUGUAUCUGAGAGCAAGCGGACGAAUUUUGCCAGGCCCCAACCAGUUCUUACUCUUCUUAAGAGGCGCCUGAACUCACUUGCCACUUCCAAAUCGACGUUAAAGUUACUCCUUCGCCGGUUCGCGCCAACAGAAGCUCACUUUUAAAAAGCCCCCACCGCAUUGAGUCAUAGGAAACUCAUUCUCAAAGCCCAGUCUUUCGGAGAGUUCAUUGAAAAAUUCCCGAAAUCUGCAUCAGAGACUAAAAGGAAUCGCGAGAUCGAGAAGAUGAGCGAUCUUCUGAUUCACCAACAACAACCCCAGAUGGAUCUCAAUGCCCAUGAAGAAGAAUACCGCCAAGAACUAGAACAAGAAGGAUGCCGACAAGCAGAGUUGGCCUGCCCCGAGCCCGAGCCCGAGCCUGUCUCCCUUGUCCCACCACCGCAGAUUUGCCGCAACUGCUUCUACGCCUCCACAAUGACGAAGCCCCACCGCCGCCAUGCUGCUCACUCCGGCUCCACCACAAGAAGAAGACUGUCUUCCUCAAACCCCAUCGUAGCCACAUCGGGCAGUGAAAAUACGAGCGCUGCAGCUCCUUUCGUGCCGUUGCCGCCCAAAACACAACAGCAGAUCGAGCAAGACGAUCUUGAAUUCACCCUCCGUGGAUUCUCCAAGAUUACCCUCCCUGAAAAUCACCGUUGCAGCGGAGUCUGGAACAUCACCUCCGGUUCACCCGAGAAAUCAUCUUCAUCAGUGCCUUUCUUCUCGAAGGCUGCCACUCCUCCACCGGCUCUGCAACACCAGAACCAACAUGGGUUCUCGCCCUCGAAGCCUGCAUCUCCACUGCCCCCUCUGCCUCCUCCGCUUCGUAGGACUUCGUCGGACCCAACCCCUGCAAUCAACUACAGCAAUGUGGAAGAAAGUCCUAAUUCCAGGAGGUUGAAAAGGAUGAGGCAUCAGCUGAAAGAAAUGAGCAGGUGGUGGCAUCAAGUACUCCGUGAAGAAGAAGAAGAGGAAGAUGAAGUCCCCGGUGAACAGAACAACAAUGCGACUGAAAAGGACAGAGCUGAAGCAGAGAAUGAUCAGGAAUCUGUGAGUGUGGAGGAGCUGGGGGAUUGCCUGUCCAUUCACUUCAACUGUCCCUGCGGCAAAGGCUAUCAGAUUCUUCUCUCGGGCAGGAACUGCUACUACAAACUCAUCUAGAACAACAUCUUCCAAACUCGGACCUGUUAGCUG